Saccostrea cuccullata (small rock oyster) is the source of this 1233-nucleotide messenger RNA. RefSeq lists its product as uncharacterized. Lineage: Eukaryota; Metazoa; Mollusca; Bivalvia; Ostreida; Ostreidae. The transcript has 13 exons. The record is from RefSeq and is a predicted model, not a curated record. The coding region runs from base 159 to 1178 and encodes 339 amino acids.
UAAUACUCCAAUUGUAAGUCAUGAAUAAUGACAGAAUAAGAUAAUGGCCACACGGUUCACAUAGGUAAAUGGAGUCUCUUUUAAGGUCUUAAGGUUACCUUAACCUUAAGAUGCACUUGACUGUCUGUCACAGUGGAACACAUAUAAUUUAAGGGGAAAUGGUUGCUGCUCAAAUUAGAUGGUUUUUUCUAUGGUGGAUUAUUGGGGUUGUAAUUUCUGUCAACCGACUUUGUUUUCGUUGCAAUGGAGUUUCGAGCAUGCGUUUGUGCAACACGACGGCAACCUGUGGAGACAAUGAGGAAUGCUACCUCGAAAGAGUCACCAAAUCAGAUCUGCAAGUAAUCUUUUCUGCCGGUUGUAGAAGUAAAACGGUUUGUCAAAUUAUGGCGACUUUAAGUGGAAAUCCAAGACGGAGAGAUUUAGUGAACUGUGCCCAAUGUUGUGUCAACCCUCCUGGUGCUUCAGAACCUUGUAAUUCAAGACUGUGUGGUCAGCAGCCUCUUGUUACAACCGUGUCACCUUCAGCUGUACCAGGACUGAAAUGUAUGAGUUGUCAUCAUGCACUUUCUGUUCACGAAUGCAAGAAAACAACAGUGGAUUGUCAGCAUCAUGAGGAAUGUUAUUUUGAAUCUGUUACUACAUCAGAUCGUAAGGUGAAGUUUAAUGCUGGAUGCCGAAGCAGAGCGGUAUGCAAUUUGAUGAGUUCACUUGGACCAAAGAUUGGCAAAAGAGAUUUGGUAAAUUGUGCUGAAUGUUGUAGCGGCCCUCCAGACCGUGAAGGACCUUGUAAUACACGAUUAUGUGGUGAAAGCUCUGCUCCACGUUGCUUAGUAUGUAAUGGUCUACAGUCCUCUAGAGCCGAUUGUCAGACCUCGGCUAUUUGCCCUCAAAAUCAGACGUGUUACAAUGGGGUACGUAUUGUUGGUUCCUCGUCCCUUCAAUACGUUUAUGGCUGUGAAGAAGAGCAGACUUGCCAAGCAUUCGCUGAGAAUUAUCAUCAUUAUCACAACAAUCAGCAUGUCGGUAGAUCCGUCUCCAAUGAUGGCGGAGUAAUCGUAUGUGAUUCUUGUUGUAAAGACGACAUGUGUAACGCCCAGGAUUGCUUUGCUUUAUUGAAAAACAUGACAGUGAAUAUGUUUGAUAACACACAAAUGCAGACCGGUAAUGUACUUGGAUAAUCUUUGUCUAAUAUUAAUUAAAAUAAAAGAAAAGAUUUUCUGUAAAGAAUAUAUU